AUGCCACUUCCAUAUCCCAACACAUCCACCACCACCACCACCACCACCACCUCCUCCUCCUCCAACCCCGAAUUCUCCUGGCCGCACUCCAAACCCUUCUGGAUAAUCCUCAUCAUCGCCUCCUGCAUCCUGCUCCUCCACAUUCUCUACAAGCUCCACCAAACCCUCCAGUCCAGAAAGCGACUCCGCGGUCCACAGAACAUCGGACUAGACGGACCAAUGCAAACAGAACAUGGGACGGAUAUGCAAGCGGGGUUGAGUGUGGGAGAGGAACGCAGUGUGCAAAGACCAGCUAGAGCAGUAACGGUGAUGACGAGGAGGGUGAGUGGAGGGAGCGAGGUUUCUGUCUUGCCGCUGUAUGAGCGGUUUGAUGAGGGAGGGGUGUGUGGGGUGGAUACGAGGGUUGAGAAGAGGGGGCGGUAUGUAUAUGUUGUUGGAGAGGGUAUCAAGGCGUCUGAUGCGAGGGGCUGUGGAUUGUGA
Messenger RNA from Bipolaris maydis ATCC 48331, 480 nucleotides. Lineage: Eukaryota; Fungi; Ascomycota; Dothideomycetes; Pleosporales; Pleosporaceae. The record is from RefSeq and is a predicted model, not a curated record.